AUGACUCAUGAGGAAACAGGAACGCAGUACCAGUUUGUCGGUCGUUAUUAUCCACCAGCUUACCUUGAAUACCAAAACCUGAACGUGAUAUCUGUGGACUACAAAGAGCUGGUGCAACCRCCGUGUUACGUGCAAGCGGUGCACAACGUUCCACUGGUGGGCAAAUGCACAAAGAUGUUACUGUUGAGGCUGUUCAGAUUGCGGCCGGACCUGUACUUGCGUGACUUGCACGUGGUCGGAUUCAGCUUGGGUGCUCAAGUUGCCGGCCACGUCGGACGGUURAUGAACAGCACUAUCCAGCGAAUAACCGGUCUAGACCCAGCGUCCCCGCUGUUCGACACGUUUUUGCUUAGCAACGAAGUAUUGGAUAAAUCGGAUGCGAUGUUCGUGGACGUAGUGCACAGUAACAUAGGCUUAAAAGGAAAAAUGGCGCCGCUAGGUCAUUUGGACUUUUACGCUAACAAUGGUAUCAUACAACCUGGCUGCGGUACAAAUACGUCGUGCAGCCACGUGAGGGCUGUUGAAUAUUUUGCAGAAUCAAUUAAUAGCAAAACACCGUUUUUGGCCGUCAAGUGUAUAAGUUACAUAAUGUAUAAGUUGAAAUUUUGCAAAACGUCUGAAACGUCACCAUUAAUAGUUAUGGGCGAACAUGUGAACAAAACCCAAAGAGGAAUUUAUUAUUUUAUGACUAACAGUAAACCGCCAUAUGCACAAGGAAUGGAUACAUAUGAAAAGAAAAAGACAAUCAUACCAUCGACRACAGACUUGUCACAAAUUGACCAAAAUGACAUACCUUUGACUGACCAAUAAAUAAAAAAAUUUUCUACUAUCCAAAAACAAUAUG
Messenger RNA from Diuraphis noxia (Russian wheat aphid), 844 nucleotides. Its product is annotated as pancreatic triacylglycerol lipase-like. Lineage: Eukaryota; Metazoa; Arthropoda; Insecta; Hemiptera; Aphididae. Gene Ontology annotation, biological process: lipid catabolic process. Gene Ontology annotation, molecular function: lipase activity; serine hydrolase activity. The record is from RefSeq and is a predicted model, not a curated record.